CUUCGUGGCGCUUGGGCGGAGCUCGUCAGACGCAAACUUGCUCCGAAGACGUGGGCUCGACUAUCUCAUGAGCACGUCGUAUUCUGCGUGGCGAAGAACCACGUUGAUGAUGACGGAGACUGGAAGAAGAAACUCGUCGACAAUGACGACAAUGACGAGGACGAGAGUAGCGGGGGCAAGAAGCGUAAACAAUUGAAGGACGCUCUCAGGUCUGAAGUCCCCGGCAAAAAACUAAAAGGUGCGUCUUUAAUUUAAUAUGAUAUUGCAUUAACUAGUAUUUUUUGUAGUCGACCCUACCGUGAAUAUCCUGCCUUCGACGCCAGACUCUCUCUUGGCACCAUCGCCUACUGUGCCUAACUCGUUAGCUGCCGAGUCCAUGCUACUGCUAUCCAGGUCUCACCCUACCACCCCUUCUCGAGCGCCGUCUCCAACAAUUCGUUUGUCUCCAAUAUUACUGCCCAACAAUCCCGAUUCUCGGCAGCUACCAGCUAUACCACCUGCUUCUCCGGAGUUUAUUGUAGCGGAGAAGGAGAAUAUUCCUCCACCAACGCCUGAUCCUAUUGCACCGGUACCUAAUUCUAGUAUCACACUAGCGCCUAAGCCUAAUCCUAUCGCACCGCGGCCAAUUAAAAUUAUAAUGACUAAUUCACUUUCUACGCUUGCGCUAGCUGCUGUCGGCACACUGAUCCCACCACUCCCACCCUCCAUCGAUCCUCCUCUCAAGGCUCCUCUAGCAAAUGACAGCGCUGAUUCGAAGGGUAAAAAAGGCAAGGUCGACGACUUCGCAAGCGGCAAGGGCACCAGUAAAACUAGCAAGAAGAUGCGUCCAAGCCCAACUAGAAACGGACGCAAUCUGUGUGCUCUUCGCUGGCUCAAGCAAAUCAAAACCGACGGGACAACAGAAGAGUUUUGUUUGUAUUACGUGGAUCUCACUGCAGAACAGCGCAAGAAUUAUGAUGACGAGGCAUCUGCGCUAGUUGCCAGCAACACUUGGGUGAAGAAUGUUUGCGAUGGAGCAAUGCACUAGUAGACACUCGACGUUCCCGCACCUGCUUUCGAUCUCGUACCUGCUUUUGACGUUCCCGCACCUGCUUUCGACGUUCCCGCACCUGCUUUCGAUGUGCCUGCACCUGCUUUCGACAUUCCCGCACCUGCUUUCGAUCUCGUACCUGCUUUUGACGUUCCCGCACCUGCAUUUGACGUUCCCGCACCUGCUUGCGAUGUUCCCGCACU
This is a messenger RNA of Suillus subaureus, 1233 nucleotides long. RefSeq lists its product as uncharacterized. The record is from RefSeq and is a predicted model, not a curated record. Bases 377 to 1027 code for a protein of 216 amino acids. NCBI's taxonomy places the organism in Eukaryota, Fungi, Basidiomycota, Agaricomycetes, Boletales, Suillaceae. The transcript is spliced from 6 exons.